This is a messenger RNA of Syzygium oleosum, 1878 nucleotides long. Its product is annotated as protein disulfide-isomerase 5-3-like. NCBI's taxonomy places the organism in Eukaryota, Viridiplantae, Streptophyta, Magnoliopsida, Myrtales, Myrtaceae. The transcript has 15 exons. Bases 217 to 1656 code for a protein of 479 amino acids. The record is from RefSeq and is a predicted model, not a curated record. Gene Ontology annotation, cellular component: COPII-coated ER to Golgi transport vesicle; endoplasmic reticulum.
ACUCGAUGCAGAGCAAAGCAAAUGAAAACGCGCACGAAACGCGAUUAGCCAAAAAAAAAAAAAAAAGGGACCGUCAUCCAUCGUCAAACUGGAAUGCCAGAUCUCUCGUGCUUCUCCAAAUCUUCGUCCUUCGUCCCUCGUCCCUCGUCCCUGAGAUCUUGAGCUCGUAGUGGUGCUCGCAAUCCCGAUCGAUCUCGAGGCGCGCGCAUCGGAGCCAUGAUUUCGUCGCGGAACAUCAAGUCCAUGGACUUCUACAGGAAAAUUCCUCGAGAUUUGACCGAGGCAUCAAUCUCGGGCGCGGGUCUAUCCAUUAUAGCUGCUCUUGCCAUGAUGUUUUUAUUUGGGAUGGAACUGAGUAAUUAUUUGUCUGUCAGCACCUCUACAUCCGUUAUAGUCGAUAAGAGCACUGACGGGGAAUUUUUACGAAUUGACUUUAAUAUCAGCUUUCCUUCACUCUCCUGUGAAUUUGCAUCGGUUGAUGUGAGUGAUGUGUUGGGAACAAACAGGUUGAAUAUAACCAAAACAGUGCGUAAAUUUUCUAUUGAUCGAAAUAUGAAAAUUACUGGCUCUGAGUUCCACUCUGGUUCAGUUUCACAUGCCAUUAAGCAUGGAGAUGAAGCUGAUGAGGAAUAUGCCGAAGGUUCUGUUCCAUUAACUUCUCAUAAUUUUGAGAGAGUUUCACACCAGUACCCAAUUUUGGUCGUUAAUUUUUAUGCUCCUUGGUGUUCCUGGAGCAAUCGCCUGAAACCAUCGUGGGAGAGGGCUGCUAAGAUAAUAAGAGAGAGAUAUGAUCCAGAAAUCGAUGGACGUAUUCUUUCAGGAAAGGUUGAUUGCACCGAAGAAGGAGAUUUGUGUCGCAGGAAUCACAUACAAGGGUAUCCAUCCAUUCGCAUUUUUCGUAAGGGAACUGAUCUUAGGGAGGACCAUGGACACCAUGAACACGAGUCCUAUUAUGGAGAUCGAGACACAGAGAGCCUGGUUAAGAUGAUGGAACAGCUAAUUGCGCCAAUUCCAGUGGAGUCUGAGAAGCACGCUUCCUCUACUGAUAAUUCAACAGAUAAAAUAAAAAGACCAGCUCCUUCUUCGGGAGGCUGCAGAAUUGAAGGAUUUGUACGGGUAAAGAAGGUCCCUGGCAGCCUUAUCAUCUCAGCUCGUUCAGGAGCCCAUUCUUUUGAUACUUCGGAAAUGAACAUGUCACAUGUCAUAUCACAUCUGUCAUUUGGUAGGAAGAUUUCCCCUAGAGUGAUGAGCGAUGCAAAGAGGUUGAUACCUUAUCUUGGUGGAAGCCACGAUAGACUGAAUGGCCGAGCAUUUAUUAAUCAGCACGAUAUAGGUGCAAAUGUUACUAUUGAACAUUAUCUUCAAAUAGUCAAAACAGAGGUGAUAACUAGAGGAACCCACAAAUUAGUUGAGGAGUACGAGUAUACUGCCCACAGCAGCUUGGUGCAGAGUGUGUACAUACCUGUUGUGAAAUUCCAUUUCGAGCUCUCUCCCAUGCAGGUUUUAAUCACGGAAAACUCGAAGUCCUUUUCGCAUUUCAUCACAAAUGUUUGUGCAAUUAUUGGAGGCAUUUUCACGGUUGCUGGUAUAUUGGACUCGAUUCUUCACAACACAGUUAGAUUGAUGAAAAAAGUGGAGUUAGGCAAAAAUAUUUGACUGAAGUGCAUAAUGUUGUUUAAGCGGAUACUUGCAAUUUUGCCUUGCCAGAUUCAGCUGCGAGUUUUUUUGGCUGAAAAAGAAAACGCUUGUUGCAUGUACGAAUGGUUAUUACAGUUGCUAGUGUAUUGUAGGAGAAUCUGAAGAAAGACUAGUGUCAAAGAAGAGCACAGAUUACUCAUUUGCGUGACUUUUAAAAGAAAACACUUGAGAUCAUUUUAA